Molecule: messenger RNA, 6683 nt
Organism: Opisthorchis viverrini
Lineage: Eukaryota; Metazoa; Platyhelminthes; Trematoda; Opisthorchiida; Opisthorchiidae
Exons: 25
Coding region: 136-5904 (1922 amino acids)
Biological process (GO): protein dephosphorylation
Molecular function (GO): protein tyrosine phosphatase activity; protein binding
Source: RefSeq, a predicted model, not a curated record
UGGAGGUGUCACUUCACUAGAUCGUGCUAUUCGGAUACUGUGGCAGGCUUGAGCUACCGAAAACUCCAUCGAGAAAAGUGGCUUUCUGUAUGCACUCAAAAUGCAACCUAUGUGGUAAUCUAGAACUCACGCCCAAUGGCUAGUGGGCAAGUCGCAAGCAUCUGGAUGUUUGUCUGGAUGAUUGUCAUCUGGUUGUGGGGCCACCGCCUCUGGUGCCACGCAAUAUGUGAUUGGAACAACGUAAAACAUGUUGCCUUCAGUAUGACCCCUAAGAUUGAGUGCUCGUAUCUCACACUGACGAAAAGAUCUUUGGUAUUCAAAUGGGUACAAACGUCUCACGGUCCGGAAUACUAUUGGUUGAAGGGUAAUCCAUAUUUACCGGUAAACUCGUCACAACUGGGCCCACAACGGAUUCAGUUUAAUGUAAAGCAAGAAGAGGUGGCCGGAUUCAAAUUGUGCUUAGAAGCUGUCCUUCCAACUAGUCAAGGAAGGGCAUCGCUGCCUGUGGAGAUUAGAGUGAACAGCUUUGACGAUCUAUUCCAGCCGGAUAGGGCCAAUUUAGCAAGAUAUGAUAUCUCACUAAACGCACAGCUGAACAGGGAUGGAAAAUCUAUUCAAAACUACAUUCUUUCCUGGACGCCUCAAAGAAGAGUUAUCCAAAACGGCACGUACCUGGUUCUUGUUUAUUCCAGGACGAGCAUAAUACAACUCGAAGCUCAACAUCCUCGCUUGUCAUUGCGCAACUUGGAUUCUGGAAAGCUAUACAAAUUUUGUGUGAUCGCAUCAAAGGAUGUGUGCCAGGGAACCGAAUGGAGCUGCACUGUGAGGUUGUUGCCUGUUCCAGAACGGGCUUCAAGCGAAUCUUCCCAGCUUCUCUCAGGGCAGAAGCUUACACUGAUUGGAACUGGAUCGACCAAUAUUCAGGUGUCUUGGGCUGUUCCCACUUACACAGUGCAUCGUAAACCAACCUCCAAAAACCGAUUUUAUGCUCUCUCAGUCUACCCCAUCGGCGCAACUCAGUGUGAGAUCGGUAUAUUCUACAUUCUUGCACCCUGGAUUCGGGCGCAUGAGAUGACCAUCCGAAACGGCUUAAUUGAUGAUAUCAAAGCACGUCAUGUCCGAAGAAACGUAUGCACGUUCAAGAAGGAAGAACGCCUAGAACCGCUGGGCAACUGGCCCGACUGGGAGCAGUUCGAUGAGCUGCUAGAUGAAAGAAACGUUCCAAAUGAGUUUACAGUCACCAUUCCCCAUCUCCAUCCGAAUCAGCGAUACGAGGUUGAACUAUGGCCAGCAAACCAUUUUAUUAGUGUCAAAACAUCUGAACCCGAAGAGGACUGCAAUCUGAGGUUACAGAGGAAAGACACCCGAACAAAUCUUCUCAGUUGGACUGUGCCUGAACGCGUGAAUAACCUGUCCGCUAUAAAUAAGUUGGACCUCCAGGUCGAACUAAGAAGAGUCAAUCACCUACAAACAAGGUCAUUACGAGAUACAUGCUACGUGCGGCAUUGCGACCUAAAAGGCGGAUCGGAUCCUGAAUUUUCCGGAGAUCCAACAAAUUUGUUAUGCGAGAGACAUCGCAUCGCAGUACGCGCUGAAACAAGAGAUCAACAAUUCUCAUUCUCCUGUCUUCUGCCUUGCGCAGUUUACGAAGUGUCACUCAUGGUGGUUUCAAACGAUUCGUUAAAUCCUCAGCUAUUUUCGUGCCGGAGGCGCUUGCUAACUGCGGCUGAAGGAACAAGGCCACAACUCAGUGUGACUACACUUUCGAACAACAUGUUGCUGUUUGUUCUAAAGGAAGACAGGAAUUCAAAUUACAGAACAUGCGCCUCGAUCGGGCACACCGCAACACUGCUUAAUGACAAGCAUGAGGUCAUGGCGCAGCCGAUGAUUUUCACACUAGAGAAUCUGGCUCAGCAUUGGGCGCUUCCGCUUCUAGAAACUCCGAAAGAAGCUAACGGACUCCUCUCCUACCGCCUCAUGUUGCCGAUCCCUCCAACCAGGUCAUCCAGAAUAAGUCUAGAGUUGGAUACUUUUGUGGCUAGUGACAGACGCGUAGAUCCUCUGGUAAUUUCAAGUCCUAUGGACAAGUCAGCUUGCCAACUAGACUGUGUAUGGUCUCUCCCAUUGUCCAAUAUUACGUUGGCCCCUACCAGUUACCAGACGUCCGGUCAGCAUAUGGCCUAUGUUGUCGAAUUUGGACAUCAUGAAUCUUGCAAUAAGAGUUCGACAACUCAUGGUUACAUUACUACGCACUGCCAAACCGCUCAAGGCUUCGUGUAUUCAGAUCAAACACAUUGUCCUCUCUCUGGUAGCUGGGGCACGUGUUCUGUUCCACAGUGCCACGAAAUGGCUCCAAUUCCUUGUGUGGAUGUUACAUACCCCAUAUACUAUACAACGAGACUGCAAGUAUCCUGGGGAGCGCCCUCUAUGCAAAAUGAGUUCUAUCAAGAAUGGGAUACAACAGUAGAAUCCACUGUAUAUGGUUAUGUGGCGACCAUUAGUAAACCUUCAUUACCAAGCCAACGUGGAUCCAAAUGCAUCCAUGCUCAACUGAUGUACUACGCUGACAACAGCAACCUAUCAUCGUCCAGAUUCGUCGAUUCCUUGAUAUUCUCUUGCCAAAGGAUGAGCACUUUAUCGUUUAAAAGCACGCCAUCGGCUCACUUCACAGACCUGGCACAAAAUACUUCCUAUGAAAUACGAAUAACACCGUUCAAUGCAUAUGGGAGUUUAGGAGCUACCCGAGAGAAAAUUCUAACCACCUUGGCAGCCAAACCUUGCCAACCACACCGGGUGAGCAUCAAGGCCGUCGAAAGUCAAUCACUAGUAAUAUAUUCGUCUGAACGUACUGGAAAUGAGUGCGGAGAGGGCACAACUGCACUUUUAACAUACUACAAACCUGGUUCUAGGUCGCAAACUUUGGAAUUCCCCCUUCAGUCACACACAGAUUUUCGGCUUCCGGAUCUGGAUUCAUGCACUGAGUAUUGUGCUCUUGUUGCGUAUGUCAACUCCGUUGGUCGGGGACCCGACUCAGCUGAAGUUUGCAGCACCACAAACAGACAGAACUUCAACGGGUCUCCGUCCAUCUCUUUCAAAUGCGGGGGACCGCUGAGCGGUGAUGUUCACACGGAUCCCAAUGCGAAGGGACUGAAGUUGGUCGCUUGCAAGUUCAGUGCUCAAAUGGAUUACACUAAACUGUGUCCAGUUCAUUAUGAAAUGGAAAUGAGCAUUUUCAAUGCUAAAACGGCACAAACAAUGAAGUUUGACCGAAGCGAGUUCAUAGUUGAUCAUUAUUUCCAAUGUGGGCUAUACUACCAAGUUCGAGUUCGAGCUGUGGCUCCAGACUACGAUGCACUUUUGAGAAAUGACGGAAGUUAUAUUUCACCAUACUCUCAGCCAGUUGGCCUGUACACUGGAAUGUCGGACUUCAGAUUUGAAGAUCUUACAAUUCACGUUGAGCCAGCAACGAACAAAGGCGACUUCUCUUAUUGCACUUCUCCCCACCUAAUGAGGAGCGGAGACACCUCAACGCGAGCGGUAGAAUCUGGUCCAGAUGACAUCUGCUUUCGGUUGAUUUGGGAGAUAGCCGGAGAAACACAAGGACUGAUGGGUUUCGUUAUUCAAGUGUUUGGAAAUCAGCUGGUCGAGGGCAAUUCCAGCAAGGCACUUGGCACAGGAUCAUCGGACUAUUACGAAGAAAAUAACGUAGGCCCAUGCCUGCGUAUGAUUUGGAUUCCCUGCCCUUUAUGUCUUCCUGGGUUUAAUUUUACGAACGCACGGGACAAGGUGAUUGAACGGUUACGACGGAUGAUUGACCAUUGCACACAGACUAACGAUAUCGGUUUGCCAAGAACAAUUCAGUCGCGGUCGGACGGAAUUGAGGAACGCAUCAGAAUUACAAAUGACCUCAGGAGAAUGACAAGCACUACCAUGGCUUUCCUUUUACCGCAGUCGAAAUCGGUGGAUUUACUCGUAAAUGUGUCAAAGCUAGUCAGAGCAUCAACAGGCAUGAAUGUUGCUGAUGUGGAUAGAAAGAUACGGCAAGUCAGGUCAACGUUGUUGGAGCAACCUUCGUACUAUUCAGGACAAGACAACAGUGGUUUCAUUCGUUUUUAUUCCGUGAACACAUUCGAUGUCGUCCUAACUACCGAAAAGCCGUGGCACGUGUAUGUGGCAUCCAGCGGAAACAACACAGCCAGUUUGAUCGGUUUGUCUUUUGGAAUCAUUUUUGGCCUUGUCCUCCUGAUGCUCAUAUGUCUAAUAAUCAUCUUCAACAACAAGCGCAAGAACCGACUUCGAUAUCUGGCAGCCAAUCAGUCAGAUUUCGGAAUCAUCGAAAUGAGUGACGAGGAUGAGGCCUUACGGCUCGAUGUGAAAACUCCUAUUCUUCCGCCCCGGCUUACCCAGUUUUCGUUUCGACAGCCAGACCCACUGAUGGUGCACGAAUUUUCCGGUUGGUUUGAUAAGCAAAUGUAUAAUAACUUUGCUUCACUCCGAGAUGAAUUCAAGGCGCUGAAAAUGCACGCUGCCUGGCAAGAACAAAGCAAAAGGCUGACACGUGAGAUCGGCCAACUUCCGGAAAAUCGACUACGAAACAAAUAUCGAAAUUUGCUUCCAUUUGACCACAAUUACGUUCACCUUCAAAAACGAUGGAGACUGGUUGAUAUCAACCCAGAGGCGAUUUCGAAGCCUGAUACGAAAAAAUCACUUCCUGAAAAUGGAACUAAUUCGAACGAAACCAACUCCAAGUCAGUAUCAUUGAAGGAGGCCGAUUCAACAACCAGAGUCCAGGAAGAACUUGGGGAGGCACAGUGGAUACCUUCGGACUACGUCAAUGCCAGCCUCAUUCGUGGACAUGCUCCAGGAGUCUCAAAUUGUUUGGUUGGAGAAAACCAUCUUCCGCGUGUCUAUAUUGCCGCUCAGGCACCCACCUCACAUACAAGGACGUUGUUUUGGCAAAUGAUAUGGGAUCGUGAGGUUAAAUUGAUUAUUCUACUCACAAAGCUUACUGAAGAAUCCAAAGAAAAGUGCGCGCAGUACUGGCCUGGUCCCUCAGGAAACACCACCGUUUCGGAUGAUCCGAUUGAAAAAUCCAAAGUGCUCAGUCUAGGUCACUUUACGGUCACACUUUUGGAAGAAAUCAAUACACAAAUCUACGUAACCCGAAAGUUCAGGCUGACGAACUCUACUGUACCAAGUGGGAAGCCAAAUCGGCGCAUUAUCACACAGCUUCACAUGCUAAAGUGGGUCGAUUAUUCGGCACCAAACGUGGACGAUUUCGGAUCACUUCUGUAUGCAUACUGGACAGAACGGAGAUGUUGCGCCGGAACAGAAGCACCGGUUUUAAUCCAUUGCAGUGCUGGCAUAGGGCGAACAGGAACGUUCAUAUGCUUGGAUCAGCUAUGCCAACAAGUUCGACUUUACCUACAACCCGACUUUCAACCCUUGGGAGUCCCGGCUACCCGUCUCAAACCAAAUGACUGGGAAGAACCGGUCUACGAGAACCUCAAUGAUAGCAAGACCAUUUGUUCGACUGAAAGGGAGGCUGAAAAUAAAACAAUGGAUGGAAGCGCCUUUCCCUCAUCUAAGACUGAAAAUUCUGAUGACGCAAGCAGUGCAUGUCGUAUGCUCACCAAGACUAGUGAAACAAAAAGUGUAUCCCGGAAAAAGAUAUUUGGCUUGGGAAGACGGAAGACACAAUGUAUCGAUGUGUACAAAACUGUUUUAUGGCUUCGGUCUCAUCGAUGUCAUAUGGUGCAAUCAGAGAGCCCAUUUAUGCGAACAUUUGAAAGAAACCCCAAUCCAGUUUUCACGACGUGGAUGACAAAAUUUCUUCGUCGUCUCGCAAAAAGAUCACUCUGUGUUCCAACGCCAGACGUCAUCCGAAAACUCACAUAUGUAUAAUGACAACGUCUAGUCUGAUUUCGGUGUGUUGCUGCACAUUUUGUGAAACAAAAUUUUCGCUGAACCUCACCUUUGAUACCAAACUAUGGUGCAAAUGAAGCACUAAAUGAAUCGCAAAAUUUCGUAAACAACUACAUUCCUGCCAACUUCCCCACAAGCGGUUUUGUGUCCCCAACUCGGUGUGCUACGUUGGAAAACUGAUGUGUCUCCACAAUAUGAAUCUUGGAAGAACAUUACCUGUUUCCUUUGCUUCACUAAUUGCUUACAUUUACAAGGCAACCGUGGACAUUUUAAUAUUGCAUACACUCACCUUCAACACACUACAGGUCCAGUUUAUACAAAAUGGUGAGCCAUUUUAGUGCACGCUAAGCAAUCCGGCCAAAAUCCCUCGAGCAAUCAAUACUCAAACCAGAAAUGACUCCAGGCCAUUUCAUAAUCCGUGUCAUGUAUUUUUUCAUAUUUUUGUGAUUAUUGCCGUUGUCACAGAAUUUUUAAAAUUUACGCCUUCUGCACCCCUCUGCUUUAAUUGACAUAAUCGUGCACGGAAAUGGUCAGUAUGGUGUCACGGGUUUUCAGUAAUCCCACCACAAAGGGAACGCUUCAAAUCGCCCAGUCCAACACACAUUUGACACACCAAUACUAAGAUUUUCAGUGGGCGUUUCAGGCUUUACCGACGACCACUUUCUUUCUUUAUUUAGGUACCAAAAUACUCAAGGAUUUACCCAGCGACCCGAAAUUUCUGGAAGGCUUAUGGGUGCAAGCAAAAGUCCGACUUCAUG